UGGCCGAGCGAUCAGAUUAGAGGUGUCAGUGUUCGUUUAUCUGUGAGGGAGCGACAAACGGCUAAACGCGCUGCUUUCGCACGUCGCUUCAUUCAGCGGUGGUGGAGGGGAGUGGAGCAGAUUGUAUAUUGACAUCCGUCGGGGAAUUUCCCCUCGUUUUUUUUUUUUUUUUUUAUACAAUGGAUUCCUGCAGGGUACGAGCCUGGGUGUUUCUGUUCCUACUGUGGCAGGACGGUUGUUGGGCAUCGCAGUUUCCGACACAGCUCAUGAUUAAAGAAUGGGUUGAUCAGAUGCAGAAGGAGCUUGUUACCCUGGCAGACACAGCCACAGCUGGGAAGAGCCUCACUCAGAUUUUUCUAAAAAACCAAAACCUCUACACUGUGGAGCAAAACGAUGCGGAGGAGCUAGUGGCCAGAGCAGCCAGGAACAUAGAACAGCUGCUACACAAGAGGUCUGCUGCCUUGGAGAAACUGGCCACAGCUGCUGAAGAGUUCCAAAUGAGGCAUCAGUGGAAGGAUGAUUUUGAGGAUGAUGAAAUUGCCUACUACAAUGCAAAGGACAAUCUGGAUGCAAAUGAGACAGAGGGAAGAAAGAACAGGAUUCGACCAGACUUUCAAGAGGACCCCUCAUUUAAACGUUUGACUGACUACAACCACACAGCUGUCCACAUUCCCACUGACAUCUAUGAUGGCUCCACGAUUGUGCUGAACGAACUAACCUGGACGGAGGCAUUAGAAGAUGUAUUUAGAAAAAAUAGAGAGGAUGACCCGACCCUUCUCUGGCAGGUGUUUGGGAGUGCCACAGGCCUGGCUCGUUACUAUCCAGCUUCGCCCUGGAUGGACGCCCGUAAGACUCCUAGUAAAAUUGAUCUCUACGAUGUCCGCAGGAGGCCAUGGUACAUUCAAGGAGCUGCCUCACCGAAAGAUAUGCUAAUUCUCGUUGAUGCGAGUGGGAGUGUGUCUGGCUUGACGCUAAAACUGAUCAGGACCUCUGUCAGUGAGAUGCUGGAGACUCUUUCUGACGAUGACUAUGUCAAUGUAGUGUAUUUCAACACCAGGGUGAAGAAGACGGCUUGUUUCGACCAUCUGGUUCAAGCCAACGUGAGGAACAAAAAGCUGCUGAAGGAUGCUGUGCAGAACAUCACAGCUAAAGGAAUUACAAAUUACACAAAAGGCUUUGAGUUUGCUUUUGAGCAGCUCUCUGCGACUAAUGUGAGCAGAGCAAACUGCAACAAGAUUAUCAUGCUGUUUACUGAUGGAGGAGAGGAAAGAGCCCAGGCCAUAUUACAGAAAUACAAUGCUGACAAAAAGGUUAGGAUCUUCACCUUCUCAGUAGGACAACACAACUACGAUAAAGGACCCAUUCAAUGGAUGGCCUGCUCGAACAAAGGGUACUUCUAUGAGAUUCCUUCCAUUGGAGCCAUCAGAAUAAACACACAGGAAUAUCUAGAUGUUUUGGGAAGACCUAUGGUUCUAGCAGACAAGCAGGCCAAGCAAGUCCAGUGGACUAACGUAUACCUUGAUGCUCUGGAGCUUGGUCUCGUCAUCACUGGAACACUACCUGUCUUCAACAGAACCAAGACUAUAGAUGAAAGAAAUGGAGAGCGACAGAAUCAGUUGAUUCUUGGCGUAAUGGGGAUUGACGUGUCUCUUGAUGACAUCAAGAAGCUCACGCCACGCUUCACAAUUGGUCCAAAUGGAUACUACUUUGCCAUAGAUCCCAACGGCUAUGUCUUGCUGCACCCCAAUCUCCAGCCAAAGAAGAGGAUUCGUUACAGGAAGCUCAGACUCAAUAAUAAGUAUGCUGCCACUUUUCAUGAGGAGCCUGUUACUCUGGACUUUCUGGAUGCUGAGCUGGAGAAUGACAUCAAAGUGGAGAUCAGGAGAAUGAUGAUUGACGGUGAGACAGGAGAACGCACUAUUAACACGCUGGUGAAAGCUCAGGAUGAGAGGUAUAUAGAUAGAGGAGUCAGGACCUACACAUGGGCACCAGUUAAUGGAACAGACUACAGCCUGGCCCUUGUUUUGCCUAAAUACAGUGAACACUUCAUUCAAGCUAAACUGGGGGAAGAUAUCAAACAAGCCAUGUCUUCUUCUUGGGGGCAAGAAGUCAUGGAGACCUUACAGCAGGAGAGGUUUGAUGAGUUUGGUUACACCUACAUUGCUCCACGGGAGUACUGCAAAGAGCUGAAGCUGUCACUCAACAACACCCAGUUUCUCCUUGAAUUCAACCAGUACAUUGAUAGAAACACUCCAGAUGCUUGUAAUGUAUCCCUUGUGAGUCGGCUGAUCCUGGAUGCAGGUCUGACAGCUGAACUGGUUAAACUUUGGAACGAGCAGUCGAUGGAUGGGAUAGUAGCCAGGUUUGUAGCCACAGAUGGAGGAAUCACAAGAGUCUAUCCAAGAAGCGCUGGAGAAGAGUGGACUGAGAAUCCCGAGACAUAUGAGUCAAGCUUCUACAAGCGGACCCUGGACAAUGAAAUUUAUAUUUUCACAGCUCCAUCUUUCAAUGCAGAGAGCAGAGAGCCUGUGUCUGAGUCAGGUAUUCUAGUGAGCAAAUCAGUGGAUCUUGUCAUUAAUGAAGUCACACUUAAACCAGCAGUGGUGGGAGUGAAACUCAAUGUCUCAUUCUGGAUGAACAGUUUCAUGAAUGCUACACUGAAACUGAAUUGCAAGGAUGAGAUUUGUGGCUGCCUGAGGAAUGACAAGCACGUGGACUGUGUGAUUUUGGAUGAUGGAGGAUUUCUUCUCAUGUCCAACAAGGAUGAGUACAUUACCCUGAUAGGUCAGUUUUUUGGUGAGGUGGAUCCAGUGCUGAUGAUCAACCUGGUCAACACCUCCCUGUAUUCCUUCAACAAGACUUAUGACUAUCAGUCUGUCUGUGACCCAGAGAAAGACAGCAAGGCAGCAGCAGGACCCCGCUCCGUCUAUGUGCCUACCAUUGCAGACAUUCUCAGUAUUGGCUGGUGGGCAUCCACUGCUGCCUGGUCAGUACUUCAGCAGCUCUUCUUGGGUCUCAUGUUCCCCAGUCUUCUAGAGGCAGCAGAGUCAACAGAUGAUGACAUAUCAGAUGCCAUGUUUAAAGAAAGCUGUAUCACAGAGCAGACUCAGUACUUCUUUGACAAUGAUGAAAAAUCCUACUCAGGUGUCCUGGACUGUGGAAACUGUUCCAGGAUGUACCGUGCUGAGAAGCUGCCAAACACCAACCUUGUGUUUUUAAUCACUGAUGCCAAAGAAACAUGUUUGUCAUGUGACCCCGGGCUACUGCGACAGGCUGAACAGCCCUCUGAAGGUCCAGAUCCAUGUGAGCUGGCUCAGAACCCCAGAUAUCGCAAAGGGCCAGACGUCUGCUUUGACAACAAUGAAAAUGAUGAACCUUUGUGCCCUGUCAGCCGAGGUUCUACAAUGAGAUCUACGCCCUUCUUGUUACUUGUGGUUUUGAUUUCAGGGUCCAUUCCAUCACACAGCUUCAAAAGGCUCAUUACUGGCAUAUUAACCACUCUGAUCUUCACAGUUUCUUGGCAACUGAAAAGUUCUUGUCAAGGGAAGACGAUUCUGAUUGUGGAGGAGGGACUUGUCUAAGCCCGAGCCUUUGGCCAGUGCUCGGGCUUCAGCUGCUGCUGCUGUGGCUCAUCACAUCUUUACAACACUCAUGACCCCUACACACAUUUACGCACACACACUGAUCAUCGUGUCAUUUCACAGGAGGCCAGAAGACACUCGAGUUGCACCAUACAGGAUGUAUGCAGAAUAUUUGCAAUGAGACAUUUUUAUUUUCUCAAGACCAGUAUCAGCAUUUCCAUUUGCCAAUGCCAAAGGGUGCUCAUUCAUUACCUCCUCAUCAUUUUCAAGAAGAGAGACACAUUUACUGUGCUCAGCUGCACUCAUUUUCAUGAUAUACUCCUUAAUAUUCUCCUAUGGUGCAAGAGUAAGAGCUAACCAAACCCUUUAAUUCUGCCUCAUUUUCUCUCGUUUGUCGGAUUUAUUUAGAGGAGGUUGAAAGAAGUUAUCCCCACUAUGAAAGAAGUUAUCUCCACUAUGCCAACUAAAAGCCUGUAUGUUCACUGACAGCAUUGAUUUGUGUGGUUGUCUAGAUUGUUUGUUGCUUGUUAUAUUCAUUGUGUAUGGAUCAGUAUGCUGUAAGGAUUGUUUAUUUUGGCAACCAGUGCAAGUAUUAAGAGUAUCCCUUUUGAUUUGAGUGUUUUUAAAUGUACUUUACCAACCUAUCUACAUUUCAUUUUUUGUACUCAAAAUCAGCAAGCAUUUUGUGUCUAGCUAGGUGUUGUAUUGUAGCAGCAUGUGCUCAGUACAGAGCUAAAGACAACACCAACUUUUUUGACACCAAAGCUCCACACAGUACCAAUGACCACAGAUAUCUGCAAACCUACUAAAGAGAAUCUGCACAGUAGUUGAAUUUUAGAUAUUGCUCAGAUCUAGGUGUACAUCAGUUAUCAGUAAACAAGUUACGAUAUUAGAUAGAUAGCAUUGAUAUUUCACUAAGGGACAAGUGAGUUCAGGUUGCAUCCAAUGUGAUAAUCUAUUAACACUAGGACUCCCAAGUUGGUCAUUUUGACCUUUUUUAAAUUUUGCAGUGUACUAUCUUUGCUGCUAUGAAUCCCAUGUAACUAUAGGACCCUGACUUUUCCUAAAUAUGUGUAUAUUGCAUUCUAACAUUGUCAUUUUAUUAAAUACACAAAAGAGUUAUGAGUGUUUCUACUGAUGUUCCUUGCCAGAACCAUCUUUACUUGAUUGGUAACAUUACAGAUCCAUGUAGUCUUCACUGUUUUUAUUUAUUAUGAAUUAUAUUUGUAUAUAUGAUAUUAAUUUAUCAUAAAUUUAAGCAAAUAAUGUAUGGCGGUCAGAAUGACCAUCCAUGGGAGUUCUAGUAGUUCUAAAAUUCUGGGAGUUCUAGUGUUAAGAUAUUAAAAUUUCAAAUAUAUUUGUACUUCAAGUGACAGCUUUGGUUGUCUUCAGUUUGAUGCAUCAAAUUCCCAGUGCCUACGUAGUAACUCAAACAGUCUGGUAUUUGAAUGAAGCAACACAUCAGAUUUGUAUUCUUACCAAGUAUACUUCUAUGCUAAUGCUUGCUGCAGUUUAGCAGAGAGGGUAACCCUUGCAGUAAUUUGUUAUGAAAUGGUCCAAAUCUGCUUCAGUUAUUUAUUUAUUUAUUUUGGCUUGUUGAUAGGUGAUGGAAACAGCCAGUGACUCUGAUUAUGGGAGAAGAAUAUUAUUUUCCUCCCUCGCCAAAACAAACCUAAACCAGACUUGAGCUCGCUUUCCAACACCUCUCUUUAUUAAUCCUGUUUCUGUUCCCUUUCUGGAUCGCCAGACUCAGGAGCCAAGAUGAUUUGUGAAUGAGAUCAGCAUAUCAAAAUGACUGUUUCUUUGUUUUAUUGCUGUUCUCUUUAUGCUUGUUUCCUCUUUGUGUUGCUCUAUAAGUGCUGUGAAGCAGACGCUGAAGGCUCAGUGUCGAAAUGCUGCAAUGUCAUGGGAUGAGCUUGUUCUGUGUUUGAACUCUGUCUAUGCCUGUGAUCAGCAUCAGGGCAUGCUGGAGAGAACUUUGAGAGCAAUGAUAAUUUUACAUUGCCUUACUUUGUCUUAGGUUUUAGGAAGUAAAGAUAAAAAUCACACAUAGUUUAAGCAUUUUUUUUUCCUUUUUCCAUUUUUUUUUUUUAAAGAAAAGUUAAGUUCUCUCCAUCUUGCCUUCAUGGUGAUAUACUGGUGUGAUCAGGUUAUGCUGUCUUACAAAGUUAUGUGUUGACUUGUGUUUUACCCAGAGGGUCCCGUGUCUAUGUGCAGGCAUGUGUGUGUCCCUCCGAUAUCUGAUUGUGCUUUAAUACCGUACAUGAAAUACUCUUUUGUGGAACUUCACUAGCCUGAAUAAAUUUUGUAUACAUUUGUACACUAAUACUAUUUACUGUAUAAAAGAGAAAAUGGAAGAAAUGAAAAAAAUGUUUAUAAUCCGGUGUUGGUUAUUGUGCAUAUAUAAUAA
This is a messenger RNA of Archocentrus centrarchus (flier cichlid), 5991 nucleotides long. RefSeq names its product voltage-dependent calcium channel subunit alpha-2/delta-1. Bases 180 to 3581 code for a protein of 1133 amino acids. Gene Ontology annotation, molecular function: voltage-gated calcium channel activity. The record is from RefSeq and is a predicted model, not a curated record. Lineage: Eukaryota; Metazoa; Chordata; Actinopteri; Cichliformes; Cichlidae. Gene Ontology annotation, cellular component: L-type voltage-gated calcium channel complex. The transcript is spliced from 42 exons.